Molecule: messenger RNA, 1261 nt
Organism: Radiomyces spectabilis
Lineage: Eukaryota; Fungi; Mucoromycota; Mucoromycetes; Mucorales; Radiomycetaceae
Product: nucleotide-diphospho-sugar transferase
Exons: 7
Coding region: 7-1197 (396 amino acids)
Biological process (GO): protein N-linked glycosylation; protein O-linked glycosylation; cell wall mannoprotein biosynthetic process
Cellular component (GO): membrane; Golgi apparatus
Molecular function (GO): alpha-1,2-mannosyltransferase activity
Source: RefSeq, a predicted model, not a curated record
AAAGAAAUGAUGUCGAAGCGUCGCCAGACUCUGGGCAUCCAAAUCCUCCUGGGCGCCAUCAUCCUUAUUGUGCUCGGGUAUACAUUGUUUCCAGAUACGUCAGACGAAGCGUGGCAAAAGCAUACGGCUCGAUUCAGACAGCAGCUACUCAAUAAAAAACUGUCGUCUAUUCGGCCAGGUGGCAAAUCCGGUCAAGUAAAAGCGGCUUUUGUUGUUCUCGCACGGAAUGACGAACUCGUGGGCAUCAAAAGUGCCAUUCAGCAGAUGGAAGAUCGAUUUAAUCAUCGAUUCAACUAUCCUUACGUAUUCCUCAACGAUGACGAGUUUACCGAUGAAUUCAAGCAAAUGACCUCGUCACUGACCAAUGCCGAAACCCACUAUGGCACCAUAGAUCGUUCCAUGUGGGGUUAUCCAUCUCACAUCAAUACCACCCUGGCCGCCGAAUGCAGAGCCAAAAUGCAAGAUGCAAACAUCAUAUAUGGUGACAGUGAGUCCUACCGCCACAUGUGCAGAUUCCAGUCGGGUUUCUUCUACCGGCAUCCUCUUUUAAAAGACUUUGAGUACUAUUGGCGGGUGGAACCUUAUGUCAAGUAUUUUUGCGACAUUGAUUAUGAUGUCUUUCAGAUGAUGAAAGACAAUGGAUACAAAUAUGGAUGGACUAUCUCACUGACGGAAUACAUGGAUACGGUACCAACUUUAUGGAGUACUACCCUGAAUUUCAUCAACGAACAUAAACAUCUGAUCAAUUGGGGAAAAAACAGUCUUUUGGAUUGGAUUACAGAUGACAACUGGGAAACGUACAAUGGAUGCCAUUUCUGGUCCAAUUUUGAGAUCGGAUCCCUCGAAUUCUUGCGAAGUCCUGCCUACACCAAGUACUUUGAAUACCUGGACAAGGCCGGCGGAUUUUUCUAUGAACGUUGGGGAGAUGCUCCGGUCCACUCAUUGGGCGUGGCUCUUUUCUUAAAACCUGAAGAAGUGCACUUCUUUAACGAUAUCGGGUAUAAGCACGAGCCUCUAAUGCACUGUCCGACCGAAAAUUAUUUGCAAAGUAGGUGCAGCUGCGAUCCCGCUCAUAAUUUCGAUUGGGAUCCAUGGAAUUGCGCCGCUCGUUACCGAGAUCGUAUUGAUCGUGAAUUUGUGUGGGAUGAAAAGAAAUAUCGGGAAAAGACGAACCCUUACCGCAUCGAUGCAGCAUAGGAAAUUUACAACAUAUCAUCCAAUCAUAUCGCAAUAAAAUUCACCACGCGGUCACCUCCCGUUC